AUGACCACAGACACCACGACCGCAGACUCUGCUCCGUGCGAAAACAGCUGCGGCGACCCGCACGAGCACGCCGGGGGCAACACCGACGACGCCAAGUUGUCCACGUCGACGUCCGCUUCGUCGUCAUCCUCGGAGACCUCUGGCUCGUCGGCCCCAACGUCCGACUCGGCCUGCGACACCAGCGCCUCGUCCUCCUUUUGGAACAUCAUCAAAAACCCCUCCAACGGCAGGACGAGAAUCUCGCAGGCGUGUGACCGAUGCAGAGCACGCAAGAUCAAGUGCAGCGGCAAAUCAGAAAACUCCCCAAAGUGCACAAACUGCGAGAAGGACGGCUUCCCCUGCGUCGUGUCCGACAAGUUGACCAGAAACUCGUUUCCAAAGGGCUACACGAAGAACUUGGAAAAGAGGUUGCUAGACGUCGAGUUGAGCAGAAACCAGCUCCUCAUGGAGUUGAACAGCUUGAAGCAGAAAAUGAGCUCCAUCGAGCCGUCCAGCACGAUGGAAAACGCAUCUGUCACCGACAACCGCAGUACUAAAGACUUGAGUGGAGGCGCAGAAAAUGCUUUUUCCAACGGCAGUGCAAGUAACCCAGCAGGCUCGAACCUCGCUGCCGAAGCCCAAGUCGGCGGUUUUCAGGACCUGGCGGCCAGCCCAGUUCCCAACCAAAACCGUGAAGUUAUCACCACCACCACAGCCACCACAGUAGCGGAAGAGUCUCCGCUUGAGCUCCAGGAACGAAGCAUCCAGGCUUUGAGGAAGAAAAUCUACUACUCGAAACCAAUCAGCACUACCAGAUCAGGAUCUCUUGUGUUGGAUCAAAACCUGAAGUCCCCCUUUGAAACCAUUUUCACCUCUCUUAAGUCAAACCCGUUUAAGGGCUACAAAUCUAACGCCUCCUUCUCUUCUGGAAAGAAUGCUUUCAGCUCUGCUGCCGCAUCAACUACCUCUUCACACUCAGCAACCUCGUCAAAUGACGAUCUUGACCCGGCCUCCCUAAAGCACUUGUCCAACUAUCACAUGAACCUCAACAGAUACUUAAACUUAAUCUUAUACAAGUUGAUUUUACCCCUUUUCAACGCUAGUUCGAACAAUGGUAGCUCCGACACCAAUAAGAAUCUAGACCAUUUAAUUUGGUUGUUUUUCAACGACUACAAUAAGUUGAUUCCAAUCUUAGACUUUGAGUUGUUUUACAAUGACUACUUAACUUUUGUGAACACUUACACAAUCAAGAAAUCAACCUACUCAGAUAAUGGUGAGCUGAAAAAAAGAUACUACGAGUUCAAUUCAAAGGACCAGGAUACCAUGAUUAAGUUGAUCUUAAUCCUUAAGUUCACCCUUUGCCAACCAAAAAUUAACCGUAAUAAUAAGUCUUCUGCAUACUUACCUGACAAGUCAUCCUUGAACCAUUUGGACGAGUCAGUCAAAUUGAUUAAUGUCAAGCACUUGAUCAUGAUGUUGAAAAAUAUCAAUUUCAGUCUAUCUCCAAACCUAGACAAACUAGAGAUCUCUUUGUUGCUCUUUUACUAUCUUAUCAAGUUUGAAAACUUCAACUUACCAAAUUACACAGAUAACCUUCAUUCCCACAAGGAAUUCCUAAUGGACGUUAUCAACUUGAAUAAGCAUCUGGUAUACACACUUAAUAUUGACAAGCCAAACGCUCUAUUAAUGAGUAGCAAGUUUCCUGAAAAACAGUUGAUUGAAAUUCAAAGAUUGAAGCUCUACUGGAAUUUCAAAAUUUUGAUCAAACUUUCAGAAAUUUAUUUCAACAUUCCUUUACUCGAUGAAGAGAUAGUUCCAAAUUCUACGCAAGAUGAUGAAGAUGAAGUGAUGAGUGAUAUCAGUAGCGCAUUUUUUGAUGAUCUUCAUCCCUCUACAGUGAAGAAGUCUUCUCCUGCAAGUUUGGAGACGAUCGUCUUGGUUAGUAACGAUGUCAAGAUCACUAUAUGUCUUGUCAAACUGCUUUGCUUGAUUCCUUGGAAUAUUAUGCAGUUUGUCAAUGAUGAAAAUACAGAGGUUUUAAACAAAAUCGAUGUAGAUUUGUCAAAUUGGAAAGAUUCAGUUGAAAGUUUGAACAAUGACGAAAAUUCCGUUGUUUUCAAUAAGUUGAACUCAUACUAUUUGUAUUUCAAAGUCUUAGUGAACAUCAAUGGUACCAUUGACUCAUCUUAUUUCAUUGAUUUCGUCAAUCUGGUUUAUGAGUUGACUUUCAAAAAUUCUAAAUCGAACGGCAACAAGGGAGAUGAGAUUUCAAUCGAGGCUUCUGAAAGUUUGUGUUUGCAUAGUUUCAACUUCCACCUUGUAACAUUAAUAUCGAUCACCAGUCUACAGAACGUCAAGGAUAAGCAACUCUGCCAGAAAAUUUACAAGUUGAUUCAACUUUACCAGAUUUUGAUCAAUUACAAAGAUGUUGAUCCAUUGAUCACCACCUUUGUAACCUAUAUCAAAGAAAACAUCCUGUUUGCGUUCUCUGAUGCCAAUACAAUACAGGACGAGACUUUAAGGUUGUUCUCUUCGGUUGAUAUGGAAAAGGCAAAUAGUACUUCGUUGUUCGAUAAAAAGGUUUCGCAUAAAAGUAUGAGAACAUCAUCCUCUUUAUCAAACCAGUCGCAGUCACAGUCUCAGAAUUCUGGCUCUAACCAGAAUGUUCUAAACCAGGGGUUGAUGAAUUUCGACUUGAAUGCUUUCAACCUUCAUGGAGAUUCAUUUAAUCUUAAUGAUGAAGCUUCAAAUACUAAGAGAAGAAAAUCAAAUGCUUCAACCACAUCAAGCUUUAUGUCCUCCAAUCUCUCUUUGAACUCAAGAGAGUCAUCUGUUGUCUCUUCUUCCAGAAGAUUAUCUGUUUCAUCUAAUGAUAGUAUGCCUUCAUUGUUCCCAUCGGCAACUAGCCCUUUCCAUAAUAGCAACAACACCAACACUAGCCUUUUCCAAAAUAACAAUAAUGGAAACAACAUCAAUUUCAACGAAAACUCCAUAACUUCUUCUGCUAAGAAGAGAAUUAUGGACUACGCCAUUCAACCAAUGAGAACAACAAUGAAUAGAAGCAGAUCAUUAUCUGCAGAGUCCAGAAUCCGUUCGUCUAAAAUUUCAGAUCGAAGAUUGUCAGGGAGUAAUCAUUCUGCAGGUUUUACAACAUCGAGAGAAAAUUCAAUUGAUGUCAACAAUGCAAGCAUUGCAGAUGAUAUGGUUGACGAUGACAUUGUAUCUCGCAUCUUGAACUCAGAUGUUGAUUCAGAAGUCGACUCGGAUGUUAGCAUGAUUUUGACAGGUAAGCCAAUGAGGUCUAGCAAUUUCAAGCGGAAUACCAGUAUACUUCCUACAAUUCCUUCUGAAGGCACUUUAAUGAAGAUCAUGGGGGCUAUGGAGACUACUGCUUUUGACGCUAUUUCCAAUUCAACUAGCGAAUCCAAGGAGGCAGAUUUUGAUGUUAAUUCAUUGUUUUCUGUGACUUCAGCAUUUAAUUCUGGCACUAAAACGUCUAAUGAUUCUUCUAAUUGUACUAAUACCAACGUCAAAGAUGAUAAUGCAUUAUCACCUGACUCUAAUUCGAUGAAAUCGAAAAUGUGUGAUUUUUCAAAAGCUUUUAAGAAAUCGACGAGUGGAUCUAUUUCCAGUGCAUAUCAUAACACAGGCGCCUCCAAACCUAGCCAUCCACUCAACAACGAGUUGAAGAUAGCUGACGAUGAUCCACUUAACCCCGGAAACAUCACUAACUCUAACCUACAAAACUUUAAUUCUAUUACAAAUGAUAAAUCUAUAAUUGAUGACGAUGAUCUCUUGAGAUUGAAAGAGCAUGUGAUGAGCAUGAAAACAUCCAUUCAAUGA
Molecule: messenger RNA, 3822 nt
Organism: Pichia membranifaciens NRRL Y-2026
Lineage: Eukaryota; Fungi; Ascomycota; Pichiomycetes; Pichiales; Pichiaceae
Exons: 1
Coding region: 1-3822 (1273 amino acids)
Biological process (GO): positive regulation of transcription by RNA polymerase II
Molecular function (GO): zinc ion binding; DNA-binding transcription factor activity, RNA polymerase II-specific; sequence-specific DNA binding
Source: RefSeq, a predicted model, not a curated record